AUAGUCGUUCCGCAUGGUAUUGAUUCAUUACUACUUUAUUUCGAGUGUAAGGAACAUCUUGAUAUUAAAGUUUUACCAUAUCCGUCCGGAAGUUUUUACGGACGAGUAUAAUUUGCAUAAAUAACUAGUAACAAAUCUAAAAUCCACAAAUCAAGCACUGCGUAACUAUACCAGAUUUCUAACAGUGCAUGUCACGAUUUCCUUGUUUAAUCUGCCAUCAUUAUGCAAAUUAUUAAGUGGACUUCACCUCAAAUGAUAAUUGAUUGAUUGAUCAACAUAUUUCACUUGGUCGCCACCAACCAACCCGUGAACCUUGACUUUAAUUCUGACUAAAAAUAUACAAAAAUGAGUAAAAUUGCAAUUUUACGCUGUAUCAAACACCACCUUAAUCUUGGUGAUUAUUUUCUUACCACGUUCGUAACUUGGGACGAGAAACUGGGCAAAAUUAGGUUAAUCGGGAAGAAUAAAUCUAAAAUUGUUCAUGCCGGGACAAUUUUGCAAUUGGCCGUUAUCGCCGCCCGGAUCUGGUCGGUCGUUACCAAGGCGACCAGUCUAAUCGAGACUGUCAUCGGUAUCGCGAUAACGUCACUGACGACGAUCGCAUUUCUGUUACGAUUCGAAAUAUCGGCGGAUUAUUUACCAGUGCAAUUUCUGAAUUUCGUCUUUUCGACGAAAGACCUGGCCUACACUCCGAAGGAGAAGAUGUUUUUAACCUGCCUCCGCGUCUUUAUGGACCUAGUGGCUUUUGGAUGCUUUACAAUGGCUUCGAUCUACGGCCUCCUAUCUGUAUUGCUGCCCUGUCAACCUGGGUUGGUCAGCUCGCUAAUCUGUACUGAGGAAUUAGUCCUUGCAUUUUCCCCGGGGGUCCUCAUCCCCUUCGCGUUUCUGGAGUUUAUCGUCUACAUGCAGGUCGGCCUUGGUGGAAUGUACUACAUUUUGUCCGUGCUCUUAACCGGGGUGACAUUUCUGUGGAUCGAGUGUGGAACGUUUAUUCGGAACUUUGAAGCAGGGUUAACUCAUCAAAUUGAGUACAGGAAAGUGCAAAUGUUCGAAAAGAUCUUGAAUGCUUGUACGCGAAACAGCAUUUUUUUGAAGACGGCACUCCUCACUCCGUCGUUGCAACUUUUCUAAUCGUUCGCGGUCAUCACGAUGUACCGGUCGAAUCAGGUCGAUGCCCCCAUAACGGCUAUGUUCUUGCUGGUGUAUCUUUUAAACUUGGCGUUUACCCUGCAGACUUUUUCUGCUGCGGCGAAGGUGAACACGACGAGCCAAGAGUAGAUCGAUUCGUGCAAAGGGAAGAAUACGAAGAAAUGUGAGAAAAAGAUUCACAAAUCUUUGGCCCCGCUGAGGUUAAUGUUUGGUAACAACUUUGUCGAAGUGUUGACACCGUUGGUAGUACAGGAAUUCUGUGUGAGACAAAUGAUGUGGUUUGUGGUAAUAAUGAGAAAGUAAACUAUGAAAAAAUCGAAUGUGGAGCUGAUUCUUAAGACAAUGAAUGAUCCGCGAGCAUAUUCAAUAAUUCUGUUAAUGGAAACGCAAUGCAUGAAAUAAUUACGCAUCUUUGUUCGCAACCGUAGAAAUAGUAAAUGUUUAAAAUGUCAACUUCAAAAGUGGUAGGUACACUACCAAAUUUAAUAAAAAUUAAUUUAAACGUACUGAUUAACUAAGUUAAACAAUUCAGAAAUA
Molecule: messenger RNA, 1686 nt
Organism: Folsomia candida
Lineage: Eukaryota; Metazoa; Arthropoda; Collembola; Entomobryomorpha; Isotomidae
Exons: 4
Coding region: 346-1131 (261 amino acids)
Source: RefSeq, a predicted model, not a curated record